Messenger RNA from Rhopalosiphum maidis (corn leaf aphid), 3024 nucleotides. Its product is annotated as glycoprotein 3-alpha-L-fucosyltransferase A-like. Gene Ontology annotation, molecular function: alpha-(1->3)-fucosyltransferase activity. Bases 203 to 1777 code for a protein of 524 amino acids. The transcript is spliced from 6 exons. The record is from RefSeq and is a predicted model, not a curated record. Gene Ontology annotation, cellular component: membrane. NCBI's taxonomy places the organism in Eukaryota, Metazoa, Arthropoda, Insecta, Hemiptera, Aphididae.
GCGAACCGAAGCGCACCACGGUCACGGCGACGACGUUCACGGGGACGACCGCGCGUCGGUUGCAGCACCAGCGACGGCGGACAGCAUCUCCACCACCGACGGCCGCGCCGACCGACAGUGGCACUUGCGUGACUCUUCGCGGCCAUGGAUUUCCGGGCGGGCGCUCAUCUCGGACCCGGUUCGGCUAUUGCGCCGUGCGACGAUGAUAGUAAUAAAAAUAACAAUAAUAAUAAUACGUCUAUGCGGUACCAUCCGACGACUUGUGUGCGGACUGCUCGGACGAGAUGAGAAAAUUAAAAAAAAACGGACAAUCCGGAGAAUUUUUCGAGAAAAGUGUCGAUUAUUUAAGAUUAUAAUAGAAAAUAUGACGGGUCGGCAGAUACGUCGUUUGCUGUACGGACUGCUGAUUUUAGCAUUAUUUGUCAUUGUUAUACACAGUGGCCGUACUGCAUAUUGGCUAGCCAAAGAUGAACAUUACUUAGAACGGCCGCACCUCUCCGCCGAGGACCAGCUAGAUUACAACGAACAACAGAACCUUCAAUAUUUGGAAUCCCCAAUUCAAUCUUUAACAUACAGUUCUUUAAUGAUGGAACCGAAUGAAAUUUCAAAAUCACAAUUACCAUGGUAUUUUAAAGAUGGCUUACUAAGACCAAGCAGAGCUAAAACACAUAUUAAGACUGGACAAAGAAUUACACAGGUGUGGCCUAAAGAACAAAAAACCGAUGACCGUAUUGAAAACCAACUAAUGUUUAUACCACCUAAUUAUCGAUACGACGAUGAACCAAUGAAAACGAUUUUACUUUUCAAUGGUUUAAGUAAUUGGAUGGUAGAAGAUGGACAGAAUGUAUUUAUCUCAAAACAAUGUCCGGUUAAUAGAUGCACAAUUACUUCGAAAAAGUCAGAAGCUUCAAACGUGGACGCAAUUUUAUUUCGUGAUCAUUUUUCACAUCCCGGUCACAGAAAAACUGGUAAACAAGUAUGGAUUUUAUAUUUUCUCGAGUCACCAUACCAUACAGAACUUAUCACUUACAACGAUGUGUUCAACUGGACAGCGACAUACAGACACGAUAGUGACAUCGUCACGCCAUAUGAACGAUGGGCGUACUACGAUCCGUCAGUGACACAAGUUGAACGAUUAGAACGGAAUUACGCGUUUAACAAAACGAAACAAGUGGCAUGGUUUGUAUCAAACUGUGGUGCCAAAAACGGCAGAUUACAAUACGCUAGAGAAUUGGCCAAAUAUAUAUCAGUAGAUGUGUAUGGCGUGUGCGGACAAUUCAAGUGCCCUAGAUCAGAUAAGUGUUUUCAAAUGUUGGAACAUGAUUACAAAUUUUAUUUGGCUUUCGAGAAUUCAAAUUGUUUCGAUUACGUGACCGAAAAGUUCUUCGUCAAUGGCCUCCAACACAACGUUUUGCCGGUCGUGAUGGGCGGGCGCCGAGAGGACUACGAGCGGAUAGCGCCUAAACGGUCGUAUGUGCACGUGGACGAUUACGAGUCACCCAAGCGAUUGGCCGAAUACCUGCGGCGGUUGGACGCCGACGACGACCUGUACAACGAGUACUUCCGGUGGAAGGGCACCGGCGAGUUUAUCGACACAAAGUUCUUCUGCCGGCUGUGCGCCAUGCUGCACGACGACGGCGCGCCGGCCAAGCACUACCGGAACAUCAACGACUGGUGGCGCGGCCCGGGCGUCUGCAACAACGCUAUGCCGUGGCGGCGGUUCAUCGAGUCGUCCGCUGAUGCCGACGAACCGCACUCGGCAGUCAACGGCGAUUAGCGUUUACCAAGGGCGGCGGCCGCAGCGCUCGACUACAUCACAGGUCGUCAGCGUCGUCGGCGCCGCCGCCGCAUCGUUGGCGGCUCGUCGCCGUCACCGGACGUCGACUUUUGGCGACCCGGCGGCGCCGCUCGAAAGACGGCACAGCCGCUACCGCCGUCGCGUCCAAACGUCCGGAAACAGCCGUCGGCACCGCUGUCACCGCCGCCGCCACACGUGCGCAUGUCGAGCGCUUCGCGAAGACGCCGGAGGGGCCGCCGGAAGAACUUUCGGGACGGGCCUCGGCCUGUACACCGUCGUGCAUAGACGACUCAUCGUUUUGGACUCGACUGUAAACGCGACGUUUGACCCGCGGCGUUGUGUCUAUUAAAUUAUUAAUCAUUAUAUAUUAUAUUGUAUAAUAAUUUGUAUUCGCCGAAACCGAUAUUGUCCACUGCCAACCCGACGCAAAAAGUAAUAUGCGGACUGUAUAAGCCGAGUACUUUCAUUUACGGUCUCCGCAUGUGGUGCAGCUGUCGUCAACUAAUAAAUAAAUAAGUCAACUGUAAGCGGUUGUGUGGGUCGAUCCGACUUGAUCCGAUUCGCGGCUGUCGACGGCGUCUCGAUCAAUCGACUACCCGCUCCCCCAUCAGUCACAUGACAUAAUAUUGUAGAAAACAAUGAAUUUUUUUUUGUACAUAUAAUAUAUUAUUGAUUUCCCAGAGUGUACGACAGUGUUGUUAUCAAUAUACACAGACUUUUUCCCGAUUUACUGCACGUCCGUCGGUACACAAAUAUUACAUUCACAAUAAUUGAAAUGUUUAAAUGCCUAAUAAAUAUAAUAUUAUUCCAUAAUUGACUUUAGUAGUUACGUAACCUUGUCAAAAAGCGAAAAAGUACAAAUUCGUUAUAUUAUAAAAAUAUAAAUACUCGUUCAUUAAAAUUGAGGACAAUUUGUCAAACAUCAAGUAUUCUAAUAUAAUAUAGUAAAUAUUGUUUACUUUAAAUGUACAGUGGAUUUCAGUGAUUAAAUGUGCUAUUAUUAUAUUAUAAUAUACGAGUGUCAUAAAAAUGUCUUCCGCUGGAAUGAUAUUAUUUAAAUUCUACAAUUAUUAUAUUUAUAAUGUAUCUUUAUACAUAUUUUAAUAUCGACUGAAUUAUAUAGACAUAUUAAAUUUAUUUAUUUGCCGAUGUAAAAACUGUUUUCCAUAACACUGUUAUGCAUAAAACUAUUCUCGAUAUUAUUUAGACAAUUGUAUCGAUAUAUA